AUGUCACUUUUUGGAGCAAGCAAUACGACGUCCAACAAUUGGAAUGCAUCCUCCGGCUUUGGCAGAUCGGCUUCCUUCAGUGGACCCACCGGUACCUCAUUACUAGGGAACGCCAACGCCAAUGCCUCUUCUUCAGGAGGUCUUUUUGGUCUGAACCCUGCCAAUUCCGCCACAAAGCCUGCUUCUGGAGGUUUGUUUGGAGGGUCCAACCCCCCAGCAUCUUCGGGAGGAUUAUUCGGAAAUUCCACCUCCAACUCCUCUGCCCCAGCUGGAGGUCUCUUUGGCAAUUCCAAUAAUUCAGCACCAGCAGGUGGUUUGUCGGGCACUGCUGCCAAGCCCAGCACGAAUCUGGGAGGACUUUUCGGUAAUUCGUCUACAAAUGCUCCAAGCCAGUCCAACACUUCGGCACCAGGUGGAGGCUUGUUUGGCAACUCCAACACCAACAGCUCUGCUGCUCCAUCGGGAGGCUUGUUCGGCAACUCGAAUGCCUCUGGUACUGCAUCAGGUGGACUUUUUGGCAAUUCUACCGCUAACUCAGCUCCUUCAAGUGGUUUAUUUGGCAACUCCAACCCCAGUGCUAACACAGGAGGAUUGUUCGGCAAUACUGCCAAGCCAGCCACAGGUUUGCUCGGAAACACCGCAUCUAAUCCGAACACUGGUGGCUUAUUCGGCUCAUCUACCCAAAACACUACUGGAGGUCUCUUUGGGAACUCUAAUACCGCUGGAAUUGGCUCCAAGCCUGCUGGCUCCUUAUUUGGAAACUCUAAUGUAUCAUCUAAUAGCGGUGGCCUUUUCGGCUCCCAACAAGGAAAUGUGCAGCCAAGUUUAACGAACAAUCCGUACAGUUAUGACCAAGUAUUCAGCAGAUUACAACCAGGUUCAGGGAUGCCUCAAUCCAUUACAGCAUCACUUUUGAACGACAAAACCUCCAAAGACUCUUCCGACAAGAAAAGAAGACAUUCUUAUUUGGAAAGGCAGCAGGAGAGACCAAAAUCCUCGCUAUUGAGCAAACUUGGUCAAACCUUCAAAGUAUUAAGAAACCCAACAACUGCAAACUUCGCAUCUAUUAAAGGAUUAUUCACUCCAUCCAACUACAUCAAAACAACCACUCAGCAACAAUUGCUUAAUAAACCAAACCCUGUGGUUUCUCAUAAAAAUUCUGGAAAAUCGUUGCGUACUUCCUACGUCGGUAGAGGAACAGGUAACUUAAAGAAAUUGGUCAUAAGGUCAAAGCCUUUAAAGUUCCAUCUCAUUGAUGCUGACAAAGUCUUGAACACCAAAAGAAGAAGAAUUUUAACUGAUGGCCUGAACGGAAAGCUAGAUGAUUCAGAUUCCGAAGAAGAGGAGGUAUCAUACUCUACUAAAUCUAAAGAUGAAAAAUACGCCUAUAAGGUGGAUUCUGACAAGGAUCUCAAAAAUCAGAAGGUCCUACUGGGAGAAAGUGUUAAAUCUAGUGAAAUCAUCGAUGAAUUGGAUUCUUUAGAGGCUAACGACGGAUACUGGUGCUCUCCUAAUAUCAGAGAAUUACUUAGCUUAUCUCCUGAAGAAUUGAGCAACGUUGAAAACUUUUUAAUUGGCAGAAAGGGAGUUGGCCAAAUAUCCUACGAUUUCCCAGUUGACUUGACUAAGGUCUUGAAACAAGCAGACGAAAAGAAGGUAUCGUUGAAUAAGCACUUAUUCAAGGAAUGUAUUCAAUUGGAAAAGAAAAUUAUUUUGACCCAUGGAGACGAUGCCCUUGGCUUUGGAAUGAACGUACCAGCCACUGUGACUUUAGAGGGAAUAAAGCCCAAAAACGAAACAAAAACUUCAGAAUUCAUUAAAUACUUGCAGAAUCAAAAAGGUAACGAAUUUGUUACGUAUGAUCCCAUCACUCAUGUUUGGGUGUUCAAAGUGAAACAUUUCAGUGUGUGGGGUUUAGUUGAAGAAUAUGAAACUGACGAUAUUACAGAAUACAAUAAUUUACUUGAAAAGAAGAGGAAACAGGAUGAAAAAGAGAACGAUUCCCUUUCGGAGUAUUCAAGAAUAUAUGAGAAUGACAAAUUCAAUCAAGAAAUCAAGAAACAAAGACUUACACUGCAUACCAACGGAGUUCCUGGAGGUUGGUCAUCUCAAACUAACGCAAGUGAAAAUCCAUUACUUAUCAAGAAAACCUUAGUGAAAGAUGAAAUCAGAAAUCAAGUUGACAUAUUCAAGCAAGAGCAGGAGAUAAACGAGAUAAAUUCCCACGUCAGUGAUAUCACCCUCGAUUCCGGGGAAUCAGAUACUUCUUCCACUACUGAAUCUGUGGAGUUUGAAGUUGCUAAUACCCCAUCGCAUAAUUUUGACUAUUUGAAGCAAUUAGUUAGCGUGCUUCCUAGAAACACUAAUAUGCUCGAAAUAGUCGACGAAAAAGCAUUUGAACCGGAAAUAUCCAACGAUGCCAUAUUUAAUAGUGUUCAAGGCAAGCAUAAUGUUCCUGUCUCGAAAGACUGGCUAGUGCAAUUGGAGUUAGCAAAUGAUAUCAACUCUUCUUUGAAUCCAUUGACUGUUAAUGCGAAGAUCACCAAGCCAUUGACAUUCUCUAAUAUAGAUGAGAUGGUGUUUUCAGAGUUCAAUCAUGAAUCAUUGAAACAAGCAGAUUUCGUACCGCAGGCAAAAGACUUGGGCAUAAUAGAGGACAUAGAGGUAGAUUCCAAUGAUGAUAUCUAUCCAAACAACAUCCCCAAGAUAGUUAAGUACUUAAGAGAAAAUUCAAUUAUCAUAAAAAGAGAUAACGAAUUUCCAUUGGUGCAACUGUCCAAUGAAUUAAAAUUUCAAGAUUUGGUGUCUGGUGGUCUGAUAUUAGAAGAGGAACAACUUCUUAAUUUGUUCUCUUCCUUGUUUGAUAAUCAUACAAAGGGUCCCGAAUUUGAAGGACUUAUUGACGAUGAGCUCAUUGCUAGGUUGACUGAAAUCAAAAAUAAGCAGGUGUUUGGGGAAUGGUUGCAGCAAUUCUCACAGACUGAUAUUGAUCGUCUAAGCCAAGACAAGAAGGAUCCUUUGAAUCAAAUAUUUAUCCGUUUAUGCUCUGGUAAGUUGCAAUCAGCCAUUGAGACUGCUCUCAACUCUAAUAAUGACCAUCUUGCGGUUAUCUUAACUUUAGCUGAUUCAGAUGAAGAAACUGUGAAAUCUUUAGCUAAAAACCAAUUGAAGGAAUGGAAAGAAACUGGUGCAUUCUCAUUAAUCCCUAAGCCAAUCGUCAAUAUCCACAAAAUUUUGUCCGGAGACUUCAAAGAUGUAUUGGAAGAAUUGCCAUGGAAUUUGGCUCUCUCGGUUAAAUUAUUUUAUGGAGGUAACUCGUUGACCUUACCAAAGUUGAUAGGAGAGUUUUUGAGCAACCAUAAUGAAUCUAAUCCUGUGAUUGAAGUCUUCCAAUUCUAUGAUCAUGUCAAUCUGCAGACAAAUGGGUUUGUGGAGAAAUUUAUCAAUUCUACGCACUUGAAUAUUAAGUUGAAAUGGUUAGCCCUAAAGGUGUUGAGCGAGAAACUUUCCAUCAAAGCGGAAGAGUACGAUGGGUUAUCUUUUUCAUUUGGAUCUUAUUUGACUGGCUGUGGAUUUUGGAAAGAGGCCAUUUUUGUUUACGCACAUGUCUCAGACUCGGAGAAAGCAAAGGAAGUGUUACGCAAGGUUGUUAUUUCGAAUAUCAAAUACAUCAAAGAUUCCAUCAGAGGUAUUGAUGAAGAAGAAGAACUCGUUGAGGUGUAUCAGAUCUCGCGUAACCUCAUCAAUGAGGCUGUUGCUAUUGAAAAAGCCUCACUUGGAGAUUAUUGGAGUCAAACCUGGGCAUUGGUAAGGGCUGAGUUGUGGGAAGAAGCCCACACUGCCAUUAUCACUCAUUUGGCUACCGAAACUAUCAUAUCUAACAAUGAAGAAUCCAAGUUGGAGUUGAUCAAUUUACUUUCGCAUUUCCCCCAGUCGGGGCUUAUUAUUCCCGACUGGAGCAAGGGUGCUCAGAUUUACCACAAUUUCAUCAAAUUGGAAGCUGAGUACAAUAGAGAGCUUGUGGAACAGUUGUUGAACAAUAUUCCUUUGGCCAAAGAGAAGUCUACCUUCGAGGCCAAAACUGCGUUGAAGUUAAUUUCUAAAAAGGUGGGAGAGAUCGCGUUGGAGCAUCCGGAACUUGCCGACGUCAAGAGCAGAGUACUUGGGUUGGUGCUUGGUGAGGUUGAACGCAGCUACUUCAAUGUUAGACUCCAGGCUCUCUAA
Molecule: messenger RNA, 4224 nt
Organism: Suhomyces tanzawaensis NRRL Y-17324
Lineage: Eukaryota; Fungi; Ascomycota; Pichiomycetes; Serinales; Debaryomycetaceae
Product: nucleocytoplasmic transporter
Exons: 1
Coding region: 1-4224 (1407 amino acids)
Biological process (GO): protein import into nucleus; post-transcriptional tethering of RNA polymerase II gene DNA at nuclear periphery; RNA export from nucleus
Cellular component (GO): nuclear pore; nuclear pore cytoplasmic filaments
Molecular function (GO): structural constituent of nuclear pore
Source: RefSeq, a predicted model, not a curated record